Molecule: messenger RNA, 563 nt
Organism: Argentina anserina (silverweed cinquefoil)
Lineage: Eukaryota; Viridiplantae; Streptophyta; Magnoliopsida; Rosales; Rosaceae
Product: histone H2AX-like
Exons: 2
Biological process (GO): heterochromatin formation
Cellular component (GO): nucleosome; chromatin
Molecular function (GO): structural constituent of chromatin; DNA binding; protein heterodimerization activity
Source: RefSeq, a predicted model, not a curated record
AUCACACUCCUCCACUCUCACUCCUUAGGGUUUCAAUCCAAUUCUCCGAUAUUGACUUCCCCAAAUUCCAAGGGCGGCCGCGGCAAGCCUAAGGCCACCAAAGCCGUCUCCCGCUCCUCCAAAGCCGGCCUCCAGUUCCCCGUCGGCCGUAUCGCUCGCUUCCUCAAAUCCGGCAAGUACGCCGAGCGCGUCGGCGCCGGCGCUCCCGUCUACCUCUCCGCCGUCCUCGAGUAUCUCGCCGCCGAGGUGCUUGAGCUCGCCGGAAAUGCGGCAAGGGACAACAAGAAGAAUCGGAUCGUUCCGAGGCACAUUCAGCUGGCGGUUCGGAACGAUGAGGAGUUGAGCAAGCUUUUGGGGGCUGUUACUAUUGCUAAUGGUGGAGUUUUGCCUAAUAUUCAUCAGAAUCUGCUGCCCAAGAAGACUGGCAAGGGCAAGGGUGACAUUGGAUCCGCGUCGCAGGAGUUUUAGGGUUCUUGACUUAUUUGGUUGUAUACAUAAAAUUGGGGAAUUCUUGGUGAAAUAUAAAUAUGGAUGGAUUUUGAUGAAUGAUUCAUGUUUGUCGA